AUGGUUGUAAGCAAUCUCGUAGGACCAACAGAAAUUUUAUUCUUGGCUGGAUACCGACUUAAAAACAUAUAUUUCUGGGUUCCUCAAAGAAACAAUACUGCAAUUAGUGUCAGCAUGCUAAGUUACUGUAAUCGGCUACAACUAGGGAUCAUGAUUGAUAAGACCGUAAUGAAUACUUCUGAAGAAGUCCAAUGUUUACUACAUGAAGUAAUCACAGAAGUGGCCAACCUUGCAGAACAAAAUGCUCAUUAAAGCGGUAAGGAAGAAAAGCUUCUACUUAAUUUAAAUUGAAAAUAAAAUUAAUUUUACGAUUUCAAAACAAACAGUAUUA
Gryllus bimaculatus (two-spotted cricket) is the source of this 331-nucleotide messenger RNA. NCBI's taxonomy places the organism in Eukaryota, Metazoa, Arthropoda, Insecta, Orthoptera, Gryllidae. The record is from the annotation of a GenBank genome assembly.